UGGGGAUCAGCGAGUGGGUAAUGACAUAGGAGGUUCCGGAUUUCUCAGUACAUGACGUGCGUUUGUCUGCGGUUCCUGAGUGGUUGCGAGAGCGGGUAUCAGAGUGAAUCUGGAUGCGUGAGAACUGGUGGUGUUCUGGUGGGCUUUGCUUUUCUGGGUAUGUAGAAGGGGUUAUGGGGUUGGUUUUUCUGAGGCUUGGACCAUCGGUUCUUUCCUCUUGUACUGAGGUUUGGGGAUACUGGUUUAUUGGUUUUUGUGAGUGUGAAUGGUUUUGUUAUGAGUCAUAUAUGUUGUUGUUGUUGUUCUCGUGGAUCUGUAGGGUUCGUUUUUUUUGCACCUUACAACUUUCAAAUGUGAAGACAAGACAAUCACCGAACACAGAAAUCGGGGUAACUAAUGACUAGUCAUACGUAUGUCGAAUAUACAGUAGCUUGCAAUUGGAAC
Aspergillus pseudonomiae is the source of this 444-nucleotide messenger RNA. RefSeq lists its product as uncharacterized. The annotation marks the transcript as partial. The transcript has a single exon. NCBI's taxonomy places the organism in Eukaryota, Fungi, Ascomycota, Eurotiomycetes, Eurotiales, Aspergillaceae. The record is from RefSeq and is a predicted model, not a curated record.